AUGCUUCAGCUGAUCAUUUCGCCAGCUAUUUUGCUUAUUUCAACCGUCAUUCCACUCCAGCUCACCAUCGAGUACCUAAACUUGGGUGGCAGUGGUGCCGAGUCAAGCUCUCUGAGCGUCUCACUCCUUAAAUUCUGGUGUCUGCACGCCAUGAUUCGUGUCGUUCCCAACCCCUUAGUAUACAUCUUCCAGUCACUGCCCCUGUCAAACAUCGCGGAACUAGCGGCGUGGCUAGUGCUUGCUAAAGAGCUGGUAAGCCAGUUUUGCAGGCUGGAAACGGCCAAGGGCCUCCGUGUGGACCCCAACACGCCAGCAUCAAAAGAACCCAGAUCAGGCUGGGCCAGCUACUUUCUAUCGAUAUCCAAUCCACCGCCGACUGAUCGGUACGUUUUUGGACAGCUGACGUUCUACACCCUUAAAAUCAUGGAUAGGUGGCCCCUAGACUUGCAGAUUUUGGAUACCAGCUUUCGAACGGUGAUGGUGUGGAUCUCCCGAAUUCGGUCAAAAAGCCUCGUGAAGCCAGAGGAACCGCCCACAGGCUGGGCCUGGAGCUACCAGUGGUUUGCAGGUCAAACUACGCGGACCAACAGAUCGGACGAGGAAUACGAUUUAUUGGAAGACGUGAUCGAGGAUAUUAAAAGGUCAUAA
Lachancea meyersii CBS 8951 is the source of this 648-nucleotide messenger RNA. The record is from the annotation of a GenBank genome assembly. Lineage: Eukaryota; Fungi; Ascomycota; Saccharomycetes; Saccharomycetales; Saccharomycetaceae.